Molecule: messenger RNA, 2024 nt
Organism: Aphanomyces invadans
Lineage: Eukaryota; Oomycota; Saprolegniomycetes; Saprolegniales; Verrucalvaceae
Exons: 3
Coding region: 5-1042 (345 amino acids)
Biological process (GO): negative regulation of extrinsic apoptotic signaling pathway in absence of ligand; positive regulation of DNA repair; cell differentiation
Cellular component (GO): nucleus
Molecular function (GO): protein tyrosine phosphatase activity
Source: RefSeq, a predicted model, not a curated record
CUUGAUGCAAAUAAGACGGCCCGACCCAGAUAGUUCGGAAGAAGGAACAACAUUGCCCCGCUUCGUGAGGCGAAAGCGCCAGUCGCCAGUCGCCCGAAGAACCGCGGUACGGAGGAAGGUAUCGCCAUUUCCAUCGCUGCCGACGUCGCAAACCAAAACUGUGUGUCCGAUGGUCGAGGUUGCACCUCGACCCCUCCGAUCGACUAUUGCAGCGAACAAGGACGAGAACAAAAUCAUUUUGAUCUGGGACCUCGAUGAAACGCUACUCCUGUUUAGCUCGCUGUGCACGGGGCAAUUUGCCCACGUUACGGGCAAGAGUUCUGCGGCCAGCGUUGCCCUGGGUGAAAGCAUGAUGUGCUUUGUGUUUUCAAUCCUGGAGAAGUAUUUAUUCUUCGACGACGUGGAAAAGGACACGGUCGGCCACGUCAGCCACAUGGCACAUUACGACGACGGGCGGUCGCUCCAUCAAUACGACUUUGCAAGUGAUGCGAUGGCUCAGGAGCCCGACGGAAGCAUAUCCAAGCUACGUAAGCAAGCGUACCGGUACCGCCGCAUUCGACAAAUCUAUGAGCGAAAGGUAAAAGUAGCGUUCUUGACCAACGGCACGACGGAAGCGACAUUUUGCGGCGAACUUCGCGACUCAAUCGAUGCAUUUGGUGACGGAUGGGGCCGUGCAGCACAGCGCGCGUUGCAGGCCGCUUCCACUGCUGGUUGCAUGAACAUCCUCGUGACCAACACACAACUCGUCCCCGCCCUGUGCAAAUGCCUCAUUUACGACCUCGACGCGUGGUUUUCACCAGAUGCGAUCUAUUCGUCGUCCCACAUUCGAAAGAAGCAGUGUUUUGACACGAUCCGCAAUAAGUACGGCCUCCAUCAAACGUAUGUUGGCCUUGGCGACGGCCCCGAAGAGCAGCGUGCGAGCGUCGAUUGUGGCAUGUCGUUUGUCGAGAUCAAGCGACUCGACGAUUUGGUGCGCGUUGCAGAACAACUCGAGUACGCAGUGGCGUCUGGGUCAUCCAUCCAUGCAGCGCUGGGCCUAUAGCUGUCCGCACGCGGCGAUGCUGCACGUGAGCACGGGGCGUUCGUACACUGUUUCGAGCUUCCCAAUCGCUUCGAUCGUCUUCAUUCCGCUGACAACCCGUCCAAAUACCACUACAAUCCGAAUUAGAGCGUAGCGACGAGCCAACCCACGGACAGCAUGUACCUUUGGACUUGUCAAGCCAUGGCAGCGGCGCGAGCGUGAUGAAGAACUGCGCUCCAUUCGUGUGUGGUCCGUUGUUCGCCAUGGACUACGACGCACAGACAAAUGUAAUCCACUCGACCAAGACCGUGAUGGAUAUACAAACCAAAAUGCCAGCUUUAUCGUGGGACACAGAGAAUGCUUCGUCCUCGAACACCCCUUCUUCGUUGAGCGCACUGCCACCAACGCCGUCGCCGCGACCGCCAGUGACGACGUCACCGCCCUGGAUCCAUCCUCCGGGCACAAUGCGGUGGAUGGGAAGGCCGGCGUAUCCGUGCUGGGUCUCCGGGCGACACAGCGCGGCAAAGUUUUCGCAAGCCUUGGGGCAAACGUCGUCGAAUAACUCUACGAUCACGCGAUCGUGGUACACUUGGCCGUCGGUGGCAAAUUUCAGAAAACAAAACAGAUUGCGUGAGUGUGCGCGGUAGGCGUCCCAUGCUUCGGUGGAGUGCUGGAGACAGUCUCGGUGGGUGAGUUGGUCGGCGAUCCCGUACUUUUGCGCGCAAAACUCGACAAACGCAUCCGCGUCGCCAAUGUAUGUGUUCAUGGUCCCUUCCCCGUCACCGUCGUCGUUGUUGUUCGCGGACGUGUCGUGCAUGAAUGCAAUCGGCGCCGACUUGGGGUGGUUCGGAAACUGGCGCGUGAGACCCCGCGACGUCAAGUACGGCCCAAAGUCCGCUUCCACCAUCGAUCGCAUGAGAAUCGACACGGACGACUCGUGGUCGCGGAGGUCCAGCGCAAGGUGCCGCAUGCGCUGAAAGUUGGGGUCCGUCAGGACCCCCGC